UUUUUCGGCUGUUCCAGGGAAUUGUUCGGGACAUAAGUGCAGCAUUUCGACACAUUGGUCGUGUUCUAACGCAAAAUGUCUUCGCGAAAAACAGCUGGACGCCGUGGAACAACGAAGAAACGAGCCCAACGCGCAACUUCCAAUGUAUUUGCGAUGUUCGAUCAGGCUCAGAUUCAGGAAUUCAAGGAAGCCUUCAACAUGAUUGAUCAGAAUAGGGACGGAUUUGUCGACAAAGAAGAUUUGCAUGACAUGCUAGCGUCUUUGGGCAAGAACCCCACCGAUGAGUACCUGGAGGCAAUGAUGAAUGAAGCCCCUGGGCCAAUUAAUUUUACGAUGUUCUUGACGCUAUUUGGGGAACGUUUGCAAGGAACUGAUCCUGAAGAGGUGAUCAAGAAUGCCUUCGCAUGUUUUGACGAGGAGAGCAGUGGUUUGGUUCAUGAAGAUCGCCUUCGGGAAUUGCUGAUAUCCAUGGGCGAGCGUUUCACUGAUGAUGAUGUUGAUGAAAUGUAUCGUGAGGCACCUAUCAAGAAUGGAAUGUUCGAUUACGUGGAAUUCACCCGCAUCCUGAAACACGGUGCCAUGGAGAAGGAUGAACAGUGAAACCAAGCAGCUAGACGAGAAUGUAGGAGGAACCAGUUUUCUCCCGAAAUUGUGGAACAACGUUUGCUGAGUGUGGCCAUGGGUUUAAGCCUUCGAUUUUCUCUCAAAAUACCCCACUGAAUCCAUCCUGGAUUUCUGUCCAUCAUCGUUUUAAAGCAUGGUGCAUUGGAUUUUGGUUUCUCCCUGUUGAACCAGCGCACGACAGAGAAGCUGUAUAACAUUAACGAAUUUCGUGUAACAAAUUAAUGAUAUCCUUGUGUUUUUUUUUGGCAAUUUUAAUUGUGAUUAAUUUUCGAGUUAUCAACGUGAUUCGCGGAUGGCUUUCGUCGUGGUUCAGCCUUGCUUCGAACACGGUUCAUUCAUUUUUUUUAUUAAUUUUUAUUUCGAGCCCGUAUUUUGAGUGAAUUUUACGAAGUGUAUGUGAAGAGAAAUUGGAUGCUAAGAUGUGAGAUUUGUGUGUUUUAAAUCCUGAAGCUUCAGCUUUGUACCAUUUUCUUGCUGCAUUAAAUCUGUAUUUUCUUCACGAAGA
Molecule: messenger RNA, 1129 nt
Organism: Notodromas monacha
Lineage: Eukaryota; Metazoa; Arthropoda; Ostracoda; Podocopida; Cyprididae
Source: the annotation of a GenBank genome assembly